GCUCGUCCUUGUUUGGCCUCAGCUGCAUCAGAGCUCCACUUCUCCCCAGGUUCACCAGAGGAAACACCACGGCACAAAAUGCUUUUCCUCCCAGCUGCUGCUCUGUGCUGUCUGUGUUCAGCGCUGGUUGCCAUGGCAGCAGAGCUGAUUCAGGACCAGUUAUCAUUGACCAGGAGAGUUGGUGAAACAGUCUCCUUCAGCUGUGGAGGAACUCAGCAGUGUGACUAUGAUUAUGUAUUCUGGUACCAGAAGAAAGAGAAAGAAACAUUCAGUCUGAUUCUGUACAUUAAGAGAGAUGAUGGCUCCAUAAAUUCAGGUUACAAUCAUCCUCAGAAAGAUGAUUUCACAGCUGUUAAUAAACAGAACGGCUGUGAGUUGAAGAUAAAGAAAGUUAAACUCUCUCAUUCAGCCUCCUACUACUGCUCCUGUUAUAAGGAUGAUCCCCACAAUAUGAUCCUGGUUCAUAAUGUGGACUCCUUCACCUCAGCUGACACAUUCAACAGCAGACAGGUUUUUGUAUCAGUCUCUUUCACUGUGGGAGGAUAUGUGCACCUCAUCUUUGGCUCUGGAACUAAACUGUAUGUAACAGAUGAGGCCGUAGUGAAGCCCGUGGUGAGCGUGUACCCAGCAGCACCCAGAGCCCACCCUGAGGGGAAGAGCUCCCUGCUGUGUCUGGCCUCAGCCAUGUCUCCUCCUCUGGUCCAGUUCUCCUGGAAAAGACAGAAGGAGGAUGGUCCUCUGGAGGAGCUGAAACCUGAUGAUGGAGAGCAGCUGGAGCUCAGAGAGUCGGGACGCACCGCCGCCAUCUUGCUGAUCCAUCAGCCAGAGAACAGCACAUAUAAAUACCGCUGCUGCGUCGAGCACGAGGGCGGCAAAGUGGAGGCCCAAACACAACAAGAGGUUCCAGCUCCAGCAGCCCCCUGUCCUCCAGAGAGAGAGCCAGCAGACCUGGCAGCUCUGCAGCAAGAUGACUUUGCAGUGGUUCCCCUGGAUCCUCUCCAGCCUCAGUGCAGGGUGAAGCUGCUCUGUCUGCUCUACACAGUGCUGAUAGUGAAGAGUCUGGUGUACUGCUGUGGACUCUCUCUGCUGAUGAUCCUCACAAACAAGGGACCGUCCACCAACUGCACACAUGCUGACUGACUGUUUUCUGCUGGCCUUUUCUCACCAUCAAAUCUCAUCACUUCAUCUCAUUUAUCUCUUUGAUCGCUGUUCACAAAUUUAAGCCAAAUGUAUCUUUAUAUUCACAGGUUAGAUACAGUCUGUCUACUAAUAUAAAAACAUAUGGAGACAUAUAUUAUAUUUUACUUGUCACAUUUGCAUUUUUCAUUAUUUCUUUAUUUUGAUGCUGUAUUUUUUUCCACUUUUAAUUAUGACUUGUGUAAUCAGCUGCUUGGCAGAUAUUUAUGUUAUUUUUUUUCUCUCCUUGUUUCAUCUUAUAUCUUAUACAGGCCUAUAUUUUAUUCUGACAAAAAUUAUUUCAGUUUUACUCUUUGAAUAAAAUGAAAAAUCACA
Molecule: messenger RNA, 1512 nt
Organism: Seriola aureovittata
Lineage: Eukaryota; Metazoa; Chordata; Actinopteri; Carangiformes; Carangidae
Product: immunoglobulin lambda-1 light chain-like
Exons: 6
Coding region: 79-1140 (353 amino acids)
Source: RefSeq, a predicted model, not a curated record